Molecule: messenger RNA, 533 nt
Organism: Parasteatoda tepidariorum (common house spider)
Lineage: Eukaryota; Metazoa; Arthropoda; Arachnida; Araneae; Theridiidae
Gene: HSPC300
Product: hematopoietic stem/progenitor cell protein 300
Biological process (GO): actin filament organization; cell motility; regulation of actin polymerization or depolymerization
Cellular component (GO): SCAR complex
Molecular function (GO): protein-containing complex binding
Source: RefSeq, a predicted model, not a curated record
AGCAAGAAUAAGUAAGCUUUAAAUUGAUUGAUUGAUGAUUGUGCUUUUUGACAGGACAGGAAACCAUUUGUAAACAAAUUAUAAGUUUUAUCUAGCUGCAUAAUUUUUCUGCUCAUAUUUUGCUGCUUUUUGAAGUUGACUUUUUGAUAAAAAAAUAUAUAUAUUCUUUUGAUACUAUGGCUUCUAUGGAAAGAGAAUCCAUACAAAAACAAAUCCAACAAGACUGGGCCAACAGGGAAUACGUGGAAAUUAUUACAGCUAGUAUUAAGAAGAUAGCAGAUUUCCUAAAUUCUUUUGAUAUGUCAUGUAGAGCCAGGUUGGCCACCCUGAAUGAAAAACUAACUUCUUUAGAGAGAAGGAUAGAGUAUCUUGAAGCGAGAGUCACAAAAGGAGAAACUCUGACAUAAUUAAGAGUAUCAUUUGUUCCAAAAACAUGUUUAUGUGGUGAUUGCUUACUUGCAUUUUCAAUGUUUCUUUUUUAUCUAUUUGUAUUGUAAUUAUGUAUACAAAAAUUAAAUGUUUAAUGCAUUAAU